Molecule: messenger RNA, 2351 nt
Organism: Drosophila nasuta
Lineage: Eukaryota; Metazoa; Arthropoda; Insecta; Diptera; Drosophilidae
Gene: gas
Product: gasoline
Exons: 2
Coding region: 103-1806 (567 amino acids)
Source: RefSeq, a predicted model, not a curated record
UUUGGACGCGUUACAAGUGUUGCGGAAUAUAUUCAGGCAGUAUUCUGCAUAGAAUUCCCAUCCCCACGCAUAUAUAUAGAGCAUACGAGUAUAUCGAGUACGAUGGAAGUGCGCGUUAGUGUGGGCGAUAAAUUCAGAUUGGCCGCAAAAGCUCUCGGUCAUAAGGUGACGCAGUACCGACUGAGCACGGGACGAACGAAGGUGCUGGAGACGAAAUGCGGCAAGGUGAAAGGCAUGGAACGCAAGACCUUCUAUGAUGGCGAGUCGUAUUAUUCCUUUGAGGGCAUCCCCUAUGCUAAGCCCCCCAUUGGAGAACUCCGCUUUCGCGCCCCGCAACCUGCGGAACCUUGGCAAGGAGUUAAGGAUUGCACCCACACCCGAUCACAACCGCUGCAAAGGAAUGCGAUCUUGAAUACGGUGGAAGGAUCCGAGGAUUGUUUGUACAUCAACGUGUAUGCCAAGCAGCUGGAGUCACCGCAACCGUUGCCCGUGAUGGUCUGGAUCUUUGGUGGUGGCUUUCAGAUAGGUGGCGCUACUAGAGACAUCUAUGGGCCGGACUAUUUCAUGAAACACAAUGUGCUGCUGGUGACAUUCAACUAUCGCUUGGGUGCUUUGGGUUUUCUGAGCCUCAGAGAUCCUGAGCUACAGGUGCCCGGAAAUGCUGGACUUAAGGAUCAAGUGCUGGCGCUGCGUUGGGUUCGCGAUCACAUUGCCAGCUUCAAUGGAGAUGUAAAUAACAUAACGCUGAUGGGCGAAAGUGCUGGUGCUGCCUCGGCAAACAUUCUUAUGCAUACUGAGCAGACACGUGGACUCUUCCAUCGCGCCAUUGUGCAGUCUGGAUCUGCGUUGUGUGAAUGGGCCACACAGCCCAAUCGCAAUGCUCCCCAAAGGCUUGCCAAGCGCCUGGGGUACAAAAACUCCGAAAAGGAUAAUGAUGCGGACCUGUUGCAGUUCCUCAGGACAGCGUCAGGUCAUCAGUUGGCCCAGCAUUGCAAUGAAAUUGUCUCCCAGGAGGAACAUCGCAACUACGAGAUCAUUGCCUUUGGUCCCGUUGUGGAACCUUAUGUCGCUGAAGAUUGUGUGGUGCCGCGUCCACAGUUGGAGCUACUGGCCAGCGCCUGGGGCAAUGAGUUGCCCCUGAUCAUUGGCGGCACCUCAUUCGAGGGACUCUUCAGCUAUCAGUCGACGCUGCAGGACAAGGAGUAUAUGUUGAGUGCCUUUGAACCACUUUUGCCACAACCUGUGCGGGACACCAUCGAUGCCAAGGAGAUGGAGGAGCAACUGGAGCGCUUGAAGUUGGCCUACUUCGAGGAUGUCAAACGUGACAGAAUGGAGCUCUUUGAGUGCUUGCGUGUACUGAGUGUCAAGAACUUUUGGCAUGGCAUUCAUCGUACUCUGCUUGCCCGAGCCGCCUACGCGCCAUCCACGCCCACCUAUCUGUACCGCUUCGACAUGGAUUCGCAGCACUUCAAUCACUAUCGUAUGCUGAAGUGCGGUCGCCAAGUGCGUGGGGUUUGUCAUGCCGAUGAUUUGUCGUAUAUGUUUUACAUGCUGCUCUCCAGCAAACUGGACAAAUCCACGCCAGAGUAUCAAACCAUUGAACGAUUGAUUGGCAUGUGGACUGCAUUUGCAACGAAUGGGAAUCCCAAUUGCCAGCACACCGAGUCAGCGCAGUGGGAACCAUUGCGUCCAGGGGGAUCCGAAUUGUGCCUUAACAUCUCUGAGCAGCUGGAGUUCAAGCUGCUGCCCGAGAGUAAAGAGUUCGUGGUGUGGGACAGUUUUUAUACCAGAGAGAGUCUCUAUUAAGUUUACAAUAUCAAUCAUUAAAGUCCUCUUUAGACGAACAUUUUUCAAGUGACAGUUUUGCCAUUCACAAACUAUUUAAUCCAUACAUUUAUUAAGUGAAUCUUUUGCCAUUCACAAAGUAUUUAAACCAUACAUUUUUGUUCUCUCAGAAUCUGGUCACACUGCCCAAACGCAAAAAGCCAAGCAACAGAUUGUGUGCUAUUUCCAUACGUCAUCUUCACCUUGUCACAGUCACUCAAGAAUGUUGUGAGUUAACACACCAAAGUGACACUUUAAAAGUUUGCGUCUGAAGAAGACUUCAUCUAUGAAUCAUCGAUAAAUCGAAUAGUUCAUCUGCAGAACUUUGUUCCGAUAAAUGGUUUCCUUUCUCAGCUCGCUUUAAGUGUGUAACAUUUAACAUUGUACUGUAUUCUCUACAACAUUUAACAUUUAAUAUAUAACAUAUAUAAAUAAAAUAUAUUUUGGUAUAACUUUCACUGCCAACAACUGAAAAUUGUUGUCGCUGCUUGUUAUAGAAAUACAAUCGAAAUGCUAAAGUGAUGUUA